Molecule: messenger RNA, 16676 nt
Organism: Erythranthe guttata (spotted monkey flower)
Lineage: Eukaryota; Viridiplantae; Streptophyta; Magnoliopsida; Lamiales; Phrymaceae
Product: midasin-like protein
Biological process (GO): ribosomal large subunit export from nucleus; ribosomal large subunit assembly
Cellular component (GO): nucleus; preribosome, large subunit precursor
Molecular function (GO): ATP binding; ATP hydrolysis activity
Source: RefSeq, a predicted model, not a curated record
GACCCGGAACCGUACCCGACCCAUUAUGUAUAAAAGAGGCUCCACAUUCCGUCCCGCCGACUGUUACUAUCCCCGUAUUUAAGACAUGCAACUAAAACCCUAAAAAAAACCAACUCUUAAACCCCAAACCUCUCUCCUGGGAGAAGUUUUUUUCACGGAGAACCAUUUUAAGAACCUCAGGAAAGAGAGAAUUUAAGAGAAUAAUCCGAAGGAGAAUUUGAACAACUCUGCAAGAGUACUUGAUUUUGCUGUAUUCAAGUUUCUGGAUGGCGGUUGACGGGAGCUUUUCUCUCGAAUCGGAGCUGCGGAGGUUUCUCCACAGGUGCCCGAAGCUCAAUUCGGUCCCCUGUUUGGAUAAUUUGUUGAAGAAGGGGGACAGAAUCACAGAAGAAGAGGUGGUGCUAGCUGUUGGGCAAUUGGUUUUGCACCCAAAUUACACAAUCCCUUUGUUGGGAUGCUUUAGGCCUAUAGCACAGAGAAUUGUGGAGAAGACAGUGGGGUUGCUUCAUAUGGUGCCGAAUUUGCGGGCAGACAGUGAUGAUUAUAUGGAAGAAUUCGACGAAGAAGGGUUUCUUAGAGAGGAUGAAAGUGUAGAUUGUGCAGAAAUAGUUAGUAUUAUUGAUGUUUAUGUCGUAAGGGGGAAGUGCUUGCGUCUUCACGAGCUCGCAUGUCUGGCCUUUUGCCGAGCUCUUGAUUUGAUUCCUUUCCUGUUGGGGGAUAUUUUAAAUUAUUUUAAAGCUGCUCCUGCUCCAUUCGAAAGAAUUAAGCAGUGCACAUCAGUUUCAAAUGCAUUAGCUACGGGACCAAGUCAAUUGUUAGAUGUUGCCCGAGCAUCUUACCGUUUUCUCAUAUUGGAGCCGGAGGUUUUCACGACGUUGUGGGAUUGGUCGUGUAUCUUGGAGAUUGUAAAGCAGCCCGCGGUAAAUGAUGCUGUUUCAAGAAAUAUUAUAUCGGACCUGAGGUGGUGCAGCAUCGGUAUUUUGAAGGUGGUUUUGAGGUUAAAUUUUACAGCAUCUGCAAACCUUGGUCUUGAACCUGCAAACCGUGGUCUUGACUCUGAAGAAGCUCUUCAAAGUUAUCUUCGCUGGCAAGAAUUUUGUAUGGAUGUAUCAUUGGAGAAAGGUGGUUGGUAUCUUGAGUCGUCUACCGAAGAAGUUGAGGCAGUGGUAGGAAGAAAUGCCAAUCGGAGAGAUGGUGGUUCUUUGUUCAGAUGCUCUUCAAUGCCUAAUGAGAUAAACCCAUCAAAUCAGAUUGGCAUGUCGGUUACCGGAAAACCUGCGACUCCUUUUAUUUUGACGUCUGCUAUGACACAAAGUUUUGAAAUGGCCUCUUUGGCUGUGAAUCAGAGGUGGCCUGUGCUUCUUUAUGGUCCUCCUGGUUGUGGUAAAACUGCACUUACUAAGAAGUUGGCCCAUGGUUAUGGUAGUAGAGUUUUAUCCAUUCACAUGGACGAUCAGAUUGAUGGAAAAACACUGCUUGGAAGUUAUGUCUGCACUGAUCAACCUGGUGAAUUUAGAUGGCAACCUGGUUCUCUUACUCAGGCUGUUCUUAAUGGUUUUUGGGUUGUCUUUGAGGAUGUGGAUAAAGCACCACCUGACAUUCUAUCAAUCUUAUUGCCAUUAUUAGAAGGUUCAGUUACUUUCUCAACUGGCCAUGGCGAGGCAGUGAGAGUGAACAAGAAUUUUAGGUUAUUUUCCACCGUGACAAGCUCAAAUCCAGACGCAUCUCGGUUUAUUGAAGGUAGGAAUUCACUUGGUGCUGUUUGGCGGAAGGUAAUGAUCGGCCCACCUAGUAAACAAGACUUAAUACAAAUUGUGCUGAAGUGGUACCCAGACUUGGAGGAUCUGGCACAAAAACUCACAGAAACCUUUGAAAGUGUGAACGAACUUGCGAGAUCCCAGUUGGGAUUCAUAGCUUCAUCCAGUUAUAGUGACAGAUUCACACUAAGAGACCUGCUUAAGUUGUGCAAAAGAGUCGCAAGUCUGGGCUCUUUGUCUGGACAGGAGUUAUGCGAGAGUAUCUGUAAAGAGGCUAUAGAUGUGUUUGCAUCCUUCUCCACUUCAGUUGGAAAUCGGUUGGCUAUCAUGGAAAAGAUUGCUAAGUUGUGGAUGGUUGUGGCCGCUAAAAUUUUGUAUCCUGUCAACAAGCCAAUUAUCAAGGAGUUGAAGUUUGAGUUUCAAGUUGGACGGGCUAGGCUUCAACAUGCUGAAAAAGCUUUCAACCGCGACAGGAAGCCCUUUGUUGAGCUACGUGCUUCUAUACAUGCUCUUGAGAGGAUUGUUUGCUCUGUCAAAUUUAAUGAGCCUGUGCUAUUAGUUGGUGAGACGGGUACUGGGAAGACUACUCUUGUACAGACUCUUGCCACGCGGCUCGGUCAGAAACUUACAGUUAUGAAUUUAAGUCAGCAGAGUGAUGUUGCUGAUCUCUUAGGGGGAUUCAAACCUAUGGAUGCACGACCUAUAUGUCUUCCACUUUAUCAGGAGUUUGAUAAUCUAUUUACUAAUUCGUUUCCGUCCAGGGCCAAUGAAGGUUUCAUUAUUCAUAUGAGGGAAUGGUUACAAAAGAAGAAGUGGAAUAUGUUGUUAAAUGGAUUUGCUGAAGGUGUCAAAAAGAUUGUUGAAAUUGGAAAAUCAAGUUCUGGCAAUAAAAGGAAGAGACCGUUAAGUGAAAAGCUACUAAGGGAUUGGGAAAUUUUUUCGAAUAAACUUGAAAGAGCUCAUGCCCAAGUUAGCGCAUCAAAUGGAAUGGUAUUUUCUUUUGUCGAGGGAGCUUUUGUUACUGCCUUGAAAAAUGGUGAAUGGAUAUUGCUAGAUGAAGUAAAUUUGGCUCCUCCAGAGAUCUUGCAGCGGGUUGUUGGGGUCCUUGAAGAUGAGAAAGGCUCGCUAUGCUUGGCUGAAAGAGGUGAUAUAGAUUAUGUUUGCAGGCAUCCCGACUUUCGCAUGUUUGCUUGCAUGAACCCUGCAACUGAUGCUGGUAAAAGAGAGUUGCCAACUUCUUUGAGGAGCAGAUUUACGGAAUACUUUGUUGAUGAUAUGUUGGACGAUGACGACUUGGUUUUGUUUAUUAAUCAGUUCAUGGAUGAAGAUCCUUCAUUAAGAAGGCUACUUAGUGAAAUUGUGAAGUUCUACAAGAAAGCAAAGGAAUCUGAAGAAAAGCUGCAGGAUGGGGCUAACCAGAAACCUCAUUACAGUUUACGUUCUCUUUAUCGGGCUUUAGAAUAUGUAAAGAAGGGUAAAACACGUUUUGGAUUCGAAAAAUCUAUUUAUGAUGGGUUCUGUAUGUUCUUUAUGAAUUCAUUAGAUGACACUAGUGCAAAGUUGAUGAAAAGCUUAAUUUGCGAAAUUUUGCUGGGAGGCAAAACACCUCAACCACUCCCUUAUCAUUCCUACUUAAUGGAUAGAGAUAAGUUCCAAGCUGAUGGUGUUUUGGGGAGCUAUGUCUUAACAGAGAGUGUCGAGGAGCAUCUUAGGAACCUUGCACAAGCAAUUUUUAUCCAAAGAUAUCCUGUCUUGUUGCAGGGACCCACUUCUAGUGGAAAGACAAGCCUUGUUUGGUUUCUAGCUGCAAAAACUGGUCGUGAGUUUGUAAGAAUUAAUAAUCAUGAACAUACUGAUCUCCAGGAAUACCUUGGUUCUUAUAUCACUGACACAAGUGGAAAGCUCGUUUUCCAUGAGGGGGCACUCGUGAAAGCUGUUCGCAAAGGUCAUUGGAUUGUUCUUGAUGAACUUAACUUGGCUCCCUCAGACGUACUUGAAGCAUUGAACCGAUUGCUAGAUGAUAAUAGGGAACUAUUCGUUCCUGAACUGCAGGAAUCUAUUCGUGCUCAUCCAAAUUUUAUGUUAUUUGCAACCCAAAAUCCACCUCUUGCGUAUGCGGGCCGCAAAGUACUGUCUCGAGCAUUUCGUAAUCGUUUUGUAGAGAUCCAUGUUGAAGAGAUUCCACUAGGGGAGUUGAGCACAAUUUUGGAGAAGAGGUGCAAAAUUCCUAAAAGCUAUGCGGGACAAAUGGUUGAUGUCAUGAAGGAGUUGCAAUCGCACAGGCAAAGUAGUAAAAUAUUUGCUGGAAAACAUGGAUUCAUAACCCCACGUGACUUGUUUCGGUGGGCUGAUCGUUUUAGGACAUACGGUGAAGACCUAGCUUAUGAUGGUUAUUACUUAAUGGCUGAAAGGUUGCGUGAUGAUGCUGAGAAAGCGGUUGUUAAAGAUGUUUUGAAGAGGAAGCUAAGUAUCAAACUUUCUGAUGAUAACAUGUACAAACAGGAUGGGAAAGAUGUAGAUAGCACUUUGAAGACCAGCAAAUUCUCUGUGGAUCCUGAAAACAUUGAGAAAAUUAUUUGGACAAAAAGUCUUUGGAGAAUGUACUUUCUGGUCGAGCGGUGUUAUAAGAUGCGUGAGCCUGUCCUGCUUGUUGGAGAAACUGGUGGAGGGAAAACCACUGUUUGUCAAUUGCUUAGUAUAAUGUUGGGUUCCAAGUUACACGUGUUGAAUUGCCAUCAAUACACAGAAACAUCUGAUUUUAUUGGGGGUUUUUAUCCCGUGCGCGAGAGACCACAAAUCAGUUUGGAAUUUCAAAAGCUUUGUGAUAAGUUGGCCCAGUCAGGGGCUUAUCAUCAUUUCCCUGAACAUGCUAAAAUUUUUACGGACAUCCACGAGGCCUCUAAGACUCUUAAGAUGCUCUCUGGGAUAAUCAAGAGUUACAAAGACGGUUCUGUGAUUCAUGCUGAAGUCACUGUCAAUGAAAUUAGUUAUAUAGAAAAAAUAUAUGUGGAUAUGUGUGAGCUACAGCAGAAAUGGCAGACGAUUUUUAUGUGGCAAGAUGGUCCACUUGUUGAAGCAAUGAAGAAAGGUGACAUGUUUCUAGUGGAUGAGAUUUCUUUGGCUGAUGAUAGUGUUCUUGAAAGAUUAAACAGCGUUUUGGAACCAGAACGGAAACUUUCCAUGGCUGAGAAAGGAGGCUCUCACCUUGAGAAUGUAGUUGCUCAUCCGAAUUUCUUCCUCCUAGCCACAAUGAAUCCUGGUGGAGAUUAUGGUAAGAAAGAACUAUCCCCUGCCCUUCGCAAUCGGUUUACGGAGAUAUGGGUUCCUUCUGUUAGUGACACAGAUGAGCUUAAAAGUAUCGCUCAUGAGAGAAUUUUGGAUCCCGAACCUGCUCAUAUUGUGGAUGUCAUGCUGAAAUUUUGGGAGUGGUUCAACCUUUUACAGACAGGGAGACUACUAACUGUGCGAGACCUCUUGUCUUGGGUCUCUUUUAUCAACGUGAGAGAUAGGAGCUUACUGGCUGAAUCUGCACUUGUACAUGGCGCAUUCCUUAUUUUGCUGGAUGGGCUUAGUUUGGGUACAAAUAUAUCAAAAGUUGAAGCUGCAGACCUGAGGGUUAAAUGCUUUUCUUUUCUUCUGGAGACACUCAAGGAGUAUAACACGAGUCUCGAUCUCUCAAGUCUUGGUAAACUGGAGUCUUAUGGUUGGUCAGAUCCUGGAAGCUUGUCAGUUCCAAGUAAUACUACUGAUGACAUGGAGUGUGAUAGUCGUUUCGGAGUGCAUCCAUUUUAUAUCGAAAAAGGUACUGAAUGUAUUGAUGCUCAUGGAUUUGAAUUUCUGGCCCCUACUACUCGUAGGAAUACCUUGAGGGUGCUUCGUGCAAUGCAGCUUAACAAGCCUGUUUUGUUGGAAGGAAGUCCGGGUGUUGGGAAAACAAGUUUGAUUGUUGCCCUUGGUAGGUUCUCCGGACACACAGUUGUGCGGAUUAACUUAUCCGAGCAGACAGACAUAAUGGAUCUGUUGGGGUCAGAUUUGCCAGUUGAAAGUGAGGAAGGAAUACGAUUUGCCUGGUCUGAUGGUAUCUUACUCCAGGCUCUAAAGAAGGGAUCAUGGGUUCUGCUGGAUGAACUUAAUCUUGCACCGCAAUCUGUCUUGGAGGGCUUGAACGCUAUUUUGGACCAUCGAGCUGAAGUUUUCAUUCCUGAGCUGGGGCAAUCUUUCAAGUGCCCGACAUCCUUCAGAGUUUUUGCAUGUCAAAAUCCAUCCUAUCAAGGAGGUGGCCGGAAAGGCCUUCCCAAGUCUUUCCUCAACAGGUUCACUAAGGUCUACGUUGAUGAGCUAGUUGAUGAAGACUAUGUUUCCAUAUGCAGCUCGCUUUAUCCAUCAAUUGAAAGAUCUCUUUUGUUGAACUUGGUCGUGUUCAAUAAAAAGUUACAUCAGGAUACUAUGUUGUAUAAUAAAUUUGGUCAAGAUGGUUCCCCAUGGGAGUUUAAUCUCCGUGACGUGAUCCGUUCUUGCCAAAUUAUCCAAGAUGCCUCCGAAAAGUCAAAAUCUUACUGCUUCCUGAGCUCCAUUUACCUGCAAAGAAUGCGAACGCCAGCUGAUAGGGUAGAAGUUAUGAAGUUGUAUGAACAGAUAUUUGGGCUGGAGCCGUUUGUAGAUCCAUACCCUCGAGUAAAUCUUAAUCCUGAUUCAGUGAUAGUCGGAGAUGUUGCAAUCGAAAGGUCUCUGUGUCAGGCAUCAGGGAUAUCCAGUAAUAACCUUAAAAUUCUUCCUGGCUUACGCCAUUGCUUAGAAGCCAUGGGACAGUGUGUAAAGCAUCAGUGGUUAUGCAUAUUAGUUGGUCCUCCAUCUUCUGGUAAGACCUCACUGGUUAGAUUGCUUUCUGAGCUGACCGGGAAUGUACUGAAUGAAUUAAAUCUUUCAACUGCAACUGAUAUAUCUGAAUUACUUGGAUGCUUUGAACAAUAUAAUGCCUCUCGUCACUAUCAUCUCGCUAUUGCUCGAGUUGAAAGAUAUAUGAAUGAGUACUGCAACUUGCAAUCGGAAUACUCCCCCAAGUCCUUCAUUCGGAGGAAGGAUCUUACUACUCGAUGGCUUGCGUUCCUAUCAAAUAUAAAUAAAUCGGCAACCUUAAUAGAUAGCUCAGGGAUGAGAGAUUCCAUUCCACGGUUAGUUGAAAUAAUUGAACAUCUAAAGCUGGAAGUUGACAAACAAACACUGUCUUUAUCUUGGUCUCAGAUAGAUCUCGACAGCACUCUGAAUAUGAUUAGGAAGUUGGAAGAAGAUCAUCAGAAAAGGCAACACUCUGUCAAGUUUGAAUGGGUUACUGGAGUGCUGAUCAAGGCCAUAGAAAAUGGGGAAUGGAUUAUUUUAGAAAAUGCAAACCUCUGCAACCCAACGGUUCUUGACAGGAUUAACUCGUUGGUCGAGCAAUCUGGAUCUAUUACUCUUAAUGAAUGUGGAACUGUGGAAGGAAACCCAGUGGUUGUUCACCCCCAUCCUAAAUUCAGGAUGUUUUUCACUGUUAAUCCUAGCUAUGGUGAAGUAUCUCGAGCAAUGAGAAACAGAGGGGUUGAAAUAUAUUUGAUGCAGCCUUUAUGGUUGGUAGACAAGAAAAUUGGGAAGAGCCUUGAUGAAAUUGAGCUCAGAGAAGUGAAGAGAUUUAUUGUCCUCUCUGGAAUUCCUGUGGGUAAGUUGGUUCAAAUGAUGGCCAAAGCCCACAUUUAUGCCAAACGUGAAGGAUCACAUUUUGAUGUAAGCAUAACAUAUCUCGAGCUUUCACGGUGGGUGCAGUUAUUUCAGAGGCUCAUUACAGAUGGUAACCGGCCGACUUGGAGCCUCCGAAUUAGUUGGAAGCAUACAUAUCUUUCGUCUCUUGGUGAGGGGAAAGGAAAAGAGAUUGUUUCACAAGCAGCUGGUUUUUAUUUAUCAAUUUCAGAACUUCGUGAAUUCACUUUGUCUGAAGAUUGCCUGCUAUGUUUACCCGGAGGCUGGCCAGCACCCUUGAAGUUAACAGAUUACAUCUCUUACUCAAGAGAGGCUACUGUUAGACAAAAUAUCAUGUAUUUGGAAUCAAUGGGAUCUCAGAUUGCUUCUCGUAUGUAUAGUGAUGCCUUCAACAGAGGUUCAAAGGGAAAACCUUCUCUUAUAGGUGGGUCGAGGAUGAUUCAUCUAAUGGAUGCUACAGUAUUGCACAGACUAAUGUUUCCUCAAGAUUCAGAUGUUAUGCUUGUAAAUUGUGGUGCUCAAAGUGAACUGGAGUUGGUUUUAACCCAGCAGAAGUUAUCAUUCGCUGCUGAUUGGGCAAUUGAACAGGCUACUGAAAGUGAUUUUAGGCUCUACAUCUUGUGGUUUGAGUGGUUUGGUUCUAGGUUGCAGCCAUUCUUUUCAUUUUUCAAUUGGUUUUCAGAUUUACUCAAAAAGGAGCUGCAACAUUCUAUUUGGAAGAGGAUAUUUCAGUUACAGAGUGCGUUUAUGUCUCCAAGUGCAAUUGACAAAGAUUCCUCAUCUCUCCCAAUACUCUCAAUGAAAUUGAUUGAUGUAUACCCAUGUGUUGGCCUAUUGAGACGUAGCCUUCAACAGUGGAGCAAAGAGAAGGGGCACAAUCGUGAUUUUAAAACUCAACCUUUUGAACAUGUUCUAACGUCCUUGCGAAGAUUGGAGGGAAAAGUGCUUGACUUUCUUGUUGAGUCACCUUCUUUUGAUGUACUUUUUAAGUCCUACAGUGAUCUCCUUGACCAUCAUAUACUCUUUUGGAACAGUCUCAUCUCAUCUGAGACCGAAUGUCGGUUGAUCUCUUGGCGCUCUUUAUUGAAGGAUGUUGUGAAACUGCGGGGAACUUUUCCUGUUGAAGUGGAUGAAUUUCAGACUGAUGUUAGAAAAUUGGCUGGUCUUUCAUCUUUGUGUUUGAACUCAAGCAAGUCGUUGCUCUGGAAACAUGGCGGACAUCCAAUUUUGCCUUCAUCUGCCAACUUAUACCAAAAACAGUCCCAACUUUCAAACCUUUGUGAAAUGGUGUGGCCAAGAAAAAGCAAGUUUAUGGAACUAGAUGGGAGUGACUCCGACAAAGUUACAGUAGAUGUUGCACUGUUUUCUGAUGUGAAACUUCGAGUCCAUGCAAUGGAAGGAAUUUGCAUGUCGUAUAUCAUUAACAAAGCUGAUGAUAAUGAUUCUGAAACUACUCAGAGACUGGAAGAAAUGUAUCAGUUGCUUCUGGGAAGGUUGAAUUCUGACAAACAGAUGUUGGUAGUGAAAUCAGCAUCUAGUAAACUUGCAUCUUGGCCAUCACUCUGUGCCGAAUGCUGUGUCUUUACUCCUGAUGUAUUGUAUAGAAGGUCUGGCAUCAAAUGUUGGCUAAAGACACAGCCUGUUGUUGAUGAGACAAGUCUUUGCCUUGAUUUGGAGCUACUGCAGCACCUUACAAAGAUUGUUGUGGUUGACUCUGAGAAAAAACACCAUGCUUUGUUGGAGUAUUCUGGCCAUCUGAAAUCCUCUUUGAAAUUCUCUUUGGAUUAUGCAUCAAGGCCGCUGACUGACUUUUUGCCUCACCAAAAAUUUUUGUGGAUCCUUGGUGCUUGGGAAUCAGUUGAAGGAGUGAACGAAAAAGUUUCUAGUUUUGUACUGGAGAUGUGGUUUAGAUGGCAUGCAACUCUGUGGGAGCCCUGCCCUAUGAUUGCAGAGACUCUUCAAGAUGAUGAUGGCUAUGGUAUUAUGCUACCUCAUAAGCUUUUUUGGCCCAUUAAAUUGGCUAUGGUCGAUCAGAUUCUGAAAAAUGCAAGCAUUGGAGAUUACCACAUGCAUAACUUCAAGAUUAGAUCUGCUUCACGUAAUCUUUGGCUGAGUUCUGCGAAUAUGCUUAAUUUACAUGGUUUGCUUCUCUCUGUUGCGCGGUUUUUCUUCCAGCAGAUUAUAUAUGCACACAAAAGGUCAUUUGCGGAUUCAAGAUAUGCUAAAAUCAGAUCCACAUUGCAUUCUAUCGAGGAAUCAGGGAACAGGGUAGAAAAUAUGGAGCUUCUGGUUUCGCUUCUGGCGUCAUCUAACCACCAUGUAUUUACAUCCUUGAUUGAUUCUUAUAUUAAGCCACUGCUCAGUGAAAUUUACACCACAUGCGCAUCCAAUGACAUCCUGCAUGUUGGAUGUGCACUGUUACGAAUUGGGGGGUUACGUUAUAAUCUUUUGGUCCGCUGUGUUGAUCUGGAUCCCACUUUAAAAUACUCUAUCAAGUAUUCAGAAUUAACAGAGAAGAUAGCUUCGCUUGAGAUUGAGAUUCAGGUUCGGAAAGAAUGCGUAUAUUUAGCUGGAAAUAUUCAUCAGAGAGAAGAUGAUAGUUACAAAAUAAAUUUGCUACAAAAACUUAAUGAUGAAAGGAGAACUCUGCAAAGAAAGAUGGUGUUCCGUCCCAAUCCUGAAAAAUUUAACGAGUUGAAGAGCCUGUGCGAUGAUUUUCUUAAGAUAGUUAAAGAUGUUGUUGAAUGGCUAAGUCAUGUCAAUAGCUUGAAAAUGGAAGAAGUUACAAAGGAUGUGUUCAAUUGGCAGGAGAUGACAUCACGCUUCAUUGAUCGGCUAUCAAAUGAAUACACAGCAUUCUCUGAUAUCACUGAACCUGUUCAAGUUGCAGUAUAUGAAAUGAAACUAGGCUUGUCAUUGAUUGUUUCUGGUGUACUCUGUAAAAGAUAUCUGGCAAAUGGACAGCAGGAUAUGGAAUCUAUUUUGAAUGUAAUUUAUAAUUUCACGAGAUUCCCUAGAGCCUGUGCAUCAAAUCUUGUCUCAAUCAAUGUUGGGAGGCAGCCCAAGAUUUCAACCCGUGAUAUUGAAUUGCCAAUGAGUAUUGAAGAAAUAGACAUGAAUAUGUUGCAAAAUAUAAUUGGGUUAACUGGAGCAGCUUUUUCAGCAAAAGAUGUUUCUUCUCACCCAGUGCAGGGCUCGACCUUGCCUUUUAAGGUUUCCGUCUACCACAAUGUCCUAGCUCGAAUCAAAGCAUCUGCCGCUGAUGCUCGUUUUCUAGGUGGUUCUUCAUUUGAGCGCUUGCAUGAGAUCUUUGACGAUGUUGCCAGUCUUUGGGCAAAACACCGGGUAAAACAAACGGACGAGAGUAAUGGUCAGCAGUUCAAGUUCAGAGCCCGGGCAUUUAAGAUAGAGAGCAUCAUAGAUAUUGAUAUAUCAAAUUGCGCAACAUUGCUUGCAAAUGAUAGCUUCUCUGAGUGGCAGGAAUUGCUGGCUCAAGAACUAGAUGAGAAGAUGAGAGUUAACGAGGAAGGUGGAGCUUUAGAGCAAGACUGGAAUGCUCAGGAAUCAGAUUUGGAUGGUAUUGUCAACAUUUACAAUCAGUUGUUUGGUUCAGUGGACCUUGUUCAGAGACCUGGCAGUAUUCAAGUCUCUGACGCGGAUAGACUGUCUUCCUUCCUCAACUCUUAUAUGCUUGGAGUAAAAAUGGCCCGAGACAUGAAAGGUUCGUUCGCUUCUUGUUUUGAUUCGAAGGUUGCGCCAGAGCACUUGUUCCGCCUCUCUAUGGAGCAUGAUGAUAAGUUCAUUCCUUUUGACAAAUCAACUCGUGCUUACAACUUUUACAAGGAUUCAAAUGCACCCAUCAUGUCUAAAUUGGUGGAACCAGUUGUAGUUCUUAAACAUCGCAUUCUUAUCCUCCUGAAAGAAUAUAAUGACAAUCUUGCUCUCCAGAAAAUUUCACAAGUUAUUGAUAUGAUUUUAGCUCUACCUCUUGACACUCCUCUUGGCAAGGCUGUCUCGGCUUUGGAGUUCCUGGUGGAUAGAGUUCGGAUUUUUCAAGAAAGUGUUGCCAAAUCUCCUAUCUCUGUUGAACAAUUGGAUCCUAUUCAUGCUCUGGUGUCUUCAUGGCAUAAGUUGGAAUUUGAUUCUUGGCCUGCACUGCUUGAUGGAGUUCAAUCCCAGUUCGAAAUUAAUGCGGGAAAAUUAUGGUUUCCGCUGUAUAGUGUUUUUCAACAAAGCCAUACUUCUGAUCUUGAUCAAUACGGUAGCUUAAUGAUUGAAAGUCUGGAAGAAUUUUUUAAGACAUCAAGCAUUGGAGAAUUUAAAAAGCAACUUCAGUUGCUUCUUUCUCUCCAUGGACAGAUAAGCAGUUCCAUGAAUUGGAGAUCUUAUACGAGCCCUUGCUCAGAGGAGAAUGUGAAAAUACUGUACAACACAUUUGGCUUCUAUGUUCAACUUUUUCCACGAAUUCUGGAAUAUACCGAAGCAAAUAGAAGAAGCAUCGAGAAGGAGUUGAGUGAACUUUUAAAGAUGACAAGUUGGAAUUCAAUUGUUAACUUCAAAUUAGCCAGGCCGAAACUAAGAAAGAUUGUCAGGAAGUAUACGGACUUGCUCCAACAACCUCUUGUGGAAUUCCUGGGUCAAGAAACUAAACGUACGCCGACGAAUCCCCAUUCUGUUCAAGUCCAAAAUGCCAUGAUCGAUCCUUAUGAGGUCAUUAGGACUCUCCUUGAUAUUGUCUACAAUGAAACUCAACUGAGAUCCAAGGACAGUUCUGUAUGGUUCGCUGAUUGGUGGAAGAACCUAGAGAGAGUGGGAGAGAUCGUGGAUGGCGUCAAGGAUAAUUUAACAUCACAAUCUUCAUCCCCUUUUAACUGGGAAGGGAGAAGUCAGUUGUGGUAUACAAUUGAAAAUUUAUGCAGCUCUCUAAUUUACUGUGGUGAACUUUGGGAGGAUAAAAAUAAGAAAUUGGGGAAGAGGAGGGCGUUUUCUGACCUUCUGAUGCUCCUUGAUAGUUGUGGCCUGUCUAAGCAUAGAACAUCAUCAAAGGGCGAAUCCGAAAAUUCAUGGCUUCUCCAGCCGUCCUAUGACGUGCAACACUUGCUGCUGACUCAAAGUGAUCAUUCUUCUAAAAAUGUCGAUGUUGAUUUGAGCCAGAUUCAGAGCUCGUCUCUUGAAAUGACAUGGAAAUCAGCAAACAGAUACUACUUCAAGAGCAUUGCUUCAAUUAAAUCUCUGGAGAAGAUACGUCUGAAUUUUCAUAAAGAUUUGAGUCUGAUACAGGUUAACAGGUCAGGUUCUUAUGUGGAUCAUCUUAUAGAGAUACAGCAAGAGCAAAGAGCUGUUGCCUAUGAUUUUUCAAAGAAACUCAAGUGCUUGAGGCAAAAUUUAUGGCCUCUAUCAAAUUUAGUUCAUUCUAUUGACAAGUCCACGGGAACCGACUUUGAUAGCUCUUUAGUCAAGAACCAACACGCCACUUUCAAAUGCAUGUGGCAACAGAAGCAAAUUUUUGACGGUUUCUGCACUUUGCUGUAUGAAGAACAUAUGUUGCUACAAAAAGUACAGAACAAUCAUCUGGGUACUUGUGCUACUAUUAGAGUUGGUGCAGAAAAGAUUCGCAUACUUAUUCAAAAAGCUCUUCCCCAAUUUCAGAAGUCUAAGAAUCUGCUCGAUUUCCACCUCCUUGGAAAUCAUGAAGAUAUUACUAUGGUGGGAAUUGCUCUGCACCCGUUUGGUGUUACAAAAGAAAUGGAACAGCUGGUGAGUCAGAACUUUGAGCUGAUUAAGACAUCUGAGAGGAAUCUCUCUGAUUUUAUCGAGCAAGAAGAUGAGCAGAGCGCUGUUGAACAAAUCCUGCUUGGACAUUUUAAAGAUUUAUUUGCAAAGGCUUGGGAUGCUGAAAAAUUGUAUUCUUCUUCGCAAGAAAAAAAGUUCUCAGAUAAUGCGAAUGGAAAAAAUAUGAGUGAACUCGAAUCUGAUUUUGAUGUUGCCCUUAAGCAAAUGUACAAGGACAUUGUGGAUAUAUUUCGGAGUGUUGGGUCUUCAAAUCAUAAGUUUGCUCUUACUGAAGAGAUGUUAAAAAAUAUGACGGAGUGGAAGAUUCUAUUUGAAAAUGAUACCGAGCAUCUGCAGUUGGACCUCAUCUGUGAGGAUGUGCUGAGAACAAUCCAGUCUGCCGGUGAACUACUCAACUAUUGUGGAGACAGAAACCCUCGCGUCAGUUCUUCUGUAUUUGAACAAUUGAGAAAUGUACAUCUCCUAUUGGAUACGAUACUAGCCUUUGGUGAUAAUCUUCUGCAGGAUUUUCUGGUCAUCCAUAGUAUGGUAUCUAAGGUGACUUACGCACUUGCAAACAUAUUUGCUUCAUUAUUUUCCAAAGGAUUUGGUACUGCUGAAAAUCAAGAAAAUGAUACUGAGGAAGAUGGAACUCAAGAUGCACACGGAACAGGUAUGGGUGAAGGUGCAGGGGUAAAUGAUGUCAGUAAUCAAAUCGAAGACGAAGAUCAACUCCUUGGACUAUCCGAAGCGCCAAAUGAAAAGCGUGACGAGUCUAACUUGCCGAGUGAAACCGAGAAAGGAAUAGAGAUGGAACAGGACUUUGAUGGAGAUGCAUUCAGUGUUAGUGAGGAUUCAGAAAAUGAUGAUAACGAAGAUGAUAAUGAGGAUGAGCCGAAACUGGAGUCUGCCAUGGGGGAAGUAGGUGAUAACAGCGAUGUUGUUGAUGAGAAACUUGGGGGCACAAAUGAUGAAGAUAAUCCGAAAGAAAACGAGAAGUACGAAAACGGGCCUUCGGUUAAAGAUAAAUCAUCCGAAGAUGACGAGCUUCGAGCUAAUGAAGGCUCUGCUGCUGCUGAAGAGAAUGGUGGAGAUCUUGAUGCAAAAGAAUCUAACGAAAAUGGUGAUGAUGAAAAUGGUAAUGAAGAAGGUGAUGAAAAUGGUGAUGAAGAAGGCGCAGAGGAUAUGAACAUAGACAAAGACGAUGCGUGUGUAGAUCCUUCUGGAGUAGAUCCUGAGUGCGAAAACGAGAGCUCCGAGAAAGACACACAGGUCGAUGAAAUGGAAGCUACUGAGCCAAUGGAAGAUGGUGAAACGGAAGAUAUGGAUGAUGAUUCCGAUUUAAAUAACGAUGACAAGGACAAUGAAGUUGAGGAAGAGGCAAACUCGGAGCAUUCUGCAGAUGAUGCCGAAGCAGCCAAUGCUGAUGGGAAUUCCUUAGAAAACGAUAAAGAGGCGGAUUUUAAGAUCCCCAAGCAAGAUUUUGCGCAAACAACUCCGAAUAAUAACACUGCUCAAUCUGCGGGGCAGUCUGUCCAAAACUUAUCCGAUGCAGCUGAUACGCGAGAACUUGCACCAGAUGACAAAAAUUCGAAUUUCGGUGAAUCUGAAAACAAUCUCGCUCCAACAAGUGGCCAGCCUAAUGGCUCUGAGCUUGAAAUCACGGUCGCUGACUCAGCGAAUGGCCAAAGAUUGAGCGAUGAGCAGUAUAGAAGUUCUCAAACUGAUUCGGACUCACUUAAUCAGAAAGUUCAGCCGAACCCUUAUCGCAGCAUCGGUGAUGCUCUUGAGGGAUGGAAAGAGAGAGUCAAAGUCUCGGUUGAUCUUGAGGCCCAAAAAGACGACUCAAACGAUUUGACGGAGGAGAAAAAUGCAGAUGAGUAUGGCUACAGUGCUGAGUUUAAGGAGGGUACAGCUCAAGCACUUGGACCUGCCACAGCUGAACAAACUAUGAAAAAUAUUUCCCAAGAUGACAAUGAAAGGGAUGUAGGAAACACGGACGACAUAAGAGAACCCACCACAGCUGAAACCGAGAUUCAGACAACAUCUGAAGCUGGUCCAAUCAGAAACUCCGCUCCAAAUCCAGUAAAUGAUGGUCAAAACAUGCAAGGGAUAUUGGAUUUGGAAAUGGAAAUUGAAGAGCCUAUGGAAGUUGAUGGAGAACGUGAUUUAGAUAUGAGUAGCUUGUCGGAUAGUUUGGUAACUGUAAAUAGGUCGUUCAUGAGUGAGGACAUGCGUCAGACUAGCAGGUUCCCGAUGAACGAUGAUGAUGAUGAACUCGGUCAUGCUAAUAAUGGCUCUGAGCCCUCCAAUGAUGUAAGAGAUGAUGCUGCAGCUCUUUGGAGAAGAUACGAAUUGGGUACGGCAAGAUUGUCUCAAGAAUUGGCGGAACAGUUGCGUCUGGUUAUGGAACCAAAUUUAGCUAGUAAGCUCCAAGGCGAUUACAAGACUGGUAAAAGGAUUAAUAUGAAGAAGGUGAUUCCAUAUGUUGCCAGCCAGUAUCGGAAAGACAAGUUUUGGCUGAGGCGGACCCGUCCGAGCAAGCGUGAUUACCAAGUUGUUAUCGCGGUCGACGAUUCUCGCAGUAUGUCGGAAGGGCGUUGUGGUAAUUUCGCCAUGGAAGCGUUAGUGACUGUCUGCCGAGCAAUGUCCCAAUUGGAAGUGGGGAAUCUGGCAGUUGCGAGUUACGGGAAGCAGGGCAAUAUACGAUUGCUUCAUGAUUUCGACCAACCGUUCACUCCCGAAACUGGAAUCAAGAUGAUCUCGAGUUUCACCUUUAAGCAAGAGAACACAAUCAAAGAUGAACCAAUGGUUGACCUACUGAAAUAUUUGAACACCAUGCUUGAUGGGGCUGUAAUGAAGGCUCGGUUACCAUCUGGGUCCAAUCCUCUACAGCAGCUUGUACUAAUUAUAGCCGAUGGCCGUUUUAAUGAAAAGGAAAAAUUGAGACGGUAUGUGAGGGAUGUCUUAAGUAAGAAGCGUAUGGUUGCAUUUCUGCUACUAGACAGCCCGAACGAUCCCAUCAGAGAUCACGAGGAGGCGACUGUUGAUAUGAAGACUCUUGAUAUAAAGAUUGGUAAAUAUCUCGACUCUUUUCCAUUCCCAUACUACGUCAUUCUGAAGAAUAUCGAAGCACUUCCCAGAACUCUAGCUGAUCUUUUAAGACAAUGGUUUGAGCUAAUGCAGAGCUCAGGGGAGUGAUGAGGAAAAAGUCGAAGAUUGUUUUACGCCUUUUCUUGAUCAGCAAGAAACAGGGUAGACAAAUUUUGUAGUUGAUUUGAUAGGCAAAAGGUGGUAAUUAAACCAUCUGUCUUAGUAAGAAUUCUUGAAUCAUGUACAUAUUUACGUACUAUUGAAUGCCCAUCAUAUAUCUAUUUUUCGGGGUCAAUCUUUACAGCGAAAUCGAUUAUAAUUAAU